ACUGGAGGAUUUGGAUAGAGAAGAGGGAGAAAGGGAAAUAUUUUUUUUAACUGGGCAGCCAUCUUUUAUUUUAUUGAGAGCAUAUUAAAAGAAAAUUAGCCUCACCGUCAGUGGACGCCUCCUCUGAAGCUGAAAAUCUGAGCAUUCAGAGGGUUAAGUUUCAGGACUUUAUUCCUGUAUCUCGGAUGUGAUUUUCUUGUUAUGCGGUAAAGAUGCCCGGAUCGCUAAGCAAUGAAGAUGAGGGACAAGACGAUAUGGAUUUUGAGGACGACGUGCCAGAUGAGGAUGAGGAAGGUGAACGUAGGAGGAGUGUUCCCCUGACACCCUUAGAGAGGUUCUUCUCUGAGGAUGAUUCGGUUAAACAACAUAAAAAGAAGAAACCCAGCAAGAUAAUGGAAGGAAAGGAACCCAAAGUUAAGAAAAAGAAGAAGAAGGAGGGGCUUCCUAGUGGGCUAGAUGACAUGUCAGACAGAGAGGAUCAUGGUCACAGGUCAGGAAGUGAGAGCAGCACCUUCAGCUCCCUGAAGAAGAAAAAGAAAAAGCCCAAAGAGAAGAAGGAGAGGAAAACAAAACAGCGAAAGAAAGAUGAUGAUGAGGAUGAUGAUGAUGAUGACGAUGAUGGAAACUUAAAGGAGCCAAAGUCAUCCAGUCAGCUGAUGCAAGAGUGGGGUCUUGAAGAUGUGCAGUAUGUCUUCUCAGAGGACGACUAUAAAACCAUAACCAACUACAAAGCCUUCAGCCAGUUUCUUAGACCUCUCAUUGCCAAGAAGAACCCCAAGAUCCCCAUGUCAAAAAUGAUGACGGUGCUUGGAGCAAAGUGGAGAGAGUUCAGUGCAAACAAUCCUUUCAAAGGCACCUCUGCAACUGCUGUAGCGGCUGCUGUAGCUGCUGCUGUGGAAACUGUCAAUGUGGCUCCGCCCAUCUGUAUUAGAAGUAUCCAACAGAUCUCACCAUCUGGCCCAAUCAAAAAAGCCAAAACCAAAGAGGGAAAGGGGCCUGGUGCUAAAAAAAAAAGUAAGCCAGUGAAAGAAACAAAAAAGAAAGGGAAACAGAAGAAGUCCAAAUCGAAAGCAGGCCAGGGUGGAAAAAGGAAAAAAGGCUCUUCGAGCGAGGAGGAUUUCCUGGAUGACUUUUCAGACUUUGAUGACAUCAGCAUUCACAGUGCCUCUGUACGCUCAGACACUUCAGUGGCACCCAAAAAGAAGUCAGCCCGCCAAGGACGAAAAAAAAGAAAAAGAGAGGAUGGAGACGGCUACGAGACAGACCAUCAAGAUUACUGUGAGGUUUGUCAGCAGGGAGGAGAGAUCAUUCUAUGUGACACCUGUCCCAGAGCAUAUCACCUGGUGUGUCUGGAUCCAGAACUGGAGAAAGCCCCUGAGGGCAAAUGGAGCUGCCCCCACUGCGAAAAAGAAGGCAUUCAGUGGGAGGCCAAAGAUGAUGAGGAGGAGGAAGACGAGGUUGCUGGUGAGGAGGAAGAUGACCACAUGGAGUUCUGCAGAGUGUGUAAGGACGGAGGAGAGCUGCUGUGCUGUGACACCUGCCCUUCCUCCUACCACAUCCACUGUCUCAACCCACCACUUCCUGAAAUUCCCAAUGGAGAAUGGCUCUGUCCACGAUGCAUGUGUCCACCGCUAAAAGGCAAAGUCCAGAAGAUUCUGCACUGGGCGUGGAGCGAUCCUCCUCUACCACCUGAGGUUCCCUUUGGGCGAGAUGGAGAGAAGGUGGAUGGUUUGGCCAAAAUGCCCCUGAAGGGUCGUCCAGAGAGGCAGCUGUUUGUGAAAUGGGCUGGGCUGUCCUACUGGCACUGCUCCUGGGUCAGCGAACUACAGUUGGAGCUAUAUCACUCAGUAAUGUACCGUAACUACCAGCGGAAGAACGACAUGGACGAACCACCACCAUACGACUAUGGCUCUGGGGAAGAGGAACUUAACAGUGAGAAGAGGAGGAGCAAAGACCCUCAGUAUGCAGCCAUGGAGGAACGAUUCUACCGUUACGGCAUCAAGCCGGAGUGGAUGAUCAUUCACCGGCUCCUCAACCACAGUUUUGAUAAGGAUGGAGAUGUACACUACCUGAUUAAGUGGAGAGAUUUGCCGUAUGAUCAGUGCACCUGGGAGGCUGAUGACUUUGACAUCCCAGAUUAUGACAGCUUUAAACAAGCCUACUGGGACCACAGGGAUCAUGUGCUCGGUGAAAGCCAUCACCCCCUGCUGUUCAGAAAGGGAAAGAGACUCAAAGAGGAAGGAAAGAGGAGAGAACCUCCACCAGACACUCCAGUUGUGGAUCCUACCAUCAAGUUUGAACAGCAGCCAUGGUACAUUGAUGACACAGGGGGAACUUUGCACCCAUACCAACUGGAAGGCCUGAACUGGUUGCGAUUCUCUUGGGCCCAAGGAACCGACACAAUCUUGGCUGAUGAAAUGGGGCUUGGCAAGACUGUGCAGACUAUAGUGUUCCUGUACUCACUCUACAAAGAGGGUCACUCCAAAGGGCCGUUUCUGGUCAGUGCGCCACUCUCCACCAUCAUCAACUGGGAGAGAGAGUUUGAGAUGUGGGCUCCGAAUUUCUACGUUGUGACUUACAUAGGGGACAAAGACAGCAGGGCUGUCAUACGUGAGAAUGAAUUUACCUUCGAGGACAGCACCGUCAAAUCAGGUCGCAAGGUUUUCCGCAUGAAGAAGGAUGCACCGAUAAAGUUUCAUGUCCUGCUGACGUCAUAUGAACUGAUCACCAUUGAUCAGGCAAUACUAGGCUCCAUUACCUGGGCCUGUUUGGUUGUGGAUGAAGCCCACCGACUGAAGAAUAACCAGUCAAAGUUUUUCAGAAUUCUGAAUGGCUACAAAAUCUACUAUAAGCUGCUCCUGACAGGAACCCCUUUGCAGAACAAUCUCGAAGAGCUUUUUCACCUGCUCAACUUUCUCACCCCAGAGCGCUUCAAUAACCUGGAGGGCUUUCUGGAGGAGUUUGCGGACAUCUCGAAAGAGGACCAGAUUAAGAAACUACACGACCUGCUGGGGCCACACAUGCUCAGGAGACUGAAGGCAGAUGUGUUUAAAAACAUGCCGUCAAAAACUGAGCUUAUAGUGCGAGUAGAGCUCAGCCCAAUGCAGAAGAAAUACUACAAGUUCAUUUUAACACGGAACUUUGAGGCAUUGAAUUCCAAGGGAGGAGGGAACCAGGUGUCUCUUCUUAACAUCAUGAUGGACUUGAAGAAAUGCUGCAACCAUCCCUACCUGUUUCCAGUGGCUGCAAUGGAAGCUCCAGUCUUACCCAAUGGUUCUUAUGAUGGCAACCUCCUGGUGAAAUCCUCAGGAAAACUCACCCUGCUUCAGAAGAUGCUCAAAAAACUGAAAGAUGAAGGGCACAGGGUUCUCAUCUUCUCUCAGAUGACAAAGAUGCUAGAUCUGCUAGAGGACUUCCUGGAGUUUGAGGGGUAUAAAUACGAGCGUAUUGAUGGGGGCAUCACAGGGGGGCUGCGACAGGAGGCCAUCGAUCGCUUUAACGCACCCGGGGCUCAGCAGUUCUGUUUUCUGCUGUCUACACGUGCUGGAGGAUUGGGUAUUAAUCUGGCAACUGCAGACACUGUGAUCAUAUAUGACUCUGACUGGAACCCACACAAUGAUAUUCAGGCCUUUAGCAGGGCACAUCGUAUCGGGCAAAAUAAAAAGGUGAUGAUCUAUCGCUUUGUAACUCGGGCAUCCGUAGAGGAGCGUAUUACCCAGGUAGCCAAGCGAAAGAUGAUGUUAACCCAUCUGGUGGUGCGUCCCGGCUUGGGCUCUAAGACGGGCUCCAUGUCCAAACAGGAACUAGACGACAUCCUCAAGUUUGGCACUGAGGAGCUUUUUAAAGAUGACGUGGAAGCUGCCAAAGCGAUGGGUGAGCUGAAGUGGUUUAAGAUAAAGAUUUAGACACUUUGUGGAUUCCAGUAGUUCAUGUCCUAAAUCUCUUCAGCAGGAGAUAAUAAAGAAGGAGAUGAGGGCAGUGUGAUCCACUACGAUGAUAACGCCAUUUCCAAACUGCUGGACCGUAGCCAGGAUGCCACCGAAGACACAGAGAUCCAGAACAUGAACGAGUACCUGAGCUCAUUCAAGGUGGCUCAGUAUGUUGUGAGAGAGGAGGACGGAGAGGAAGAGGUCCAGAGGGAGAUUAUUAAGCAGGAAGAGAAUGUUGAUCCAGACUACUGGGAGAAGCUCUUGAGGCACCAUUACGAGCAGCAGCAGGAGAAUUUAGCCCGGAACCUGGGCAAAGGGAAACGCAUCCGCAAACAGGUCAACUAUAAUGACGCCUCUCAGGAGGACCAAGAGUGGCACGAUGAUCUUUCAGAUAAUCAAUCUGAGUACUCCGUCGGGUCCGAGGAUGAGGAUGAAGAUUUUGAGGAACGUCCUGAAGGAGGACGCAGACAAUCUCGCAGACAGUUGAAGAGCGAUCGGGACAAACCAUUGCCACCGCUGCUGGCUAGAGUUAGUGGAAGCAUAGAGGUUUUGGGAUUUAACGCCCGGCAGCGGAAAGCCUUCCUGAAUGCGAUUAUGCGCUGGGGUAUGCCCCCACAAGAUGCCUUCAACUCUCACUGGCUGGUCCGUGACCUGAGAGGGAAAAGUGAGAAGGAGUUCAGGUAUGUAAGUAUAGAAAUGACAUUUGCAGAUGGAGUCCCAAGGGAAGGCCUAUCCCGCCAACAUGUUCUCACCCGGAUUGGUGUCAUGUCUCUGGUCCGCAAGAAGGUUCAGGAGUUUGAGCAUGUGAAUGGGAAGUUUAGUACACCAGAUUUGAUUCCUGUGGGAUUGGAGCUGAAAAAACUUACUGAAAGUGUCUCAUCGGACCCCAAUACGCCUGUUCCUGCCAGUCCGGUUCCGACUCAACCCAGCACACCUGUUCCUUCAGAAAAGACAGGGUCAGUGUCCGGUUCUCAAGAAGACAAGGAGAUUACAGAACCAGAGAGUACCAAAUCGCUGGACCCUGAGCCAGUUAUGCCAGAACCCUCCACUGCACCAGAGAAAACCAAUGAGGGAGAAGAACCAAAAAGCGGAAGUCCAGAAGGAAAAGGAACGGAAGAGAGCGAGAAGAAUGACACCCCAAUUGUCCAUUCAGAGCCAUCGCCGCUUAAUAAACCUAGUGAGCAGUCAGCCAAUCAGACACCUUUAGACUGUGGUAAAGGGAAAGAAACUUCUCCGGAGAGAGGGGAAAAUAAACCCAGCCCAGCAAAAAUAGAUGAUAAGGAGCAAAAACCAGUUUCUGCAGCCAUUCCUGAUGAUUUAAAAUCUGAAGACCCCCCUGAGAACCAACUGAAUGGAGAGAAAGACACGAGGGACGACGUGGAUGAGAGCCACAGAGAUGACAAGAACAGCAUCAAGACUCGUUUCAUGUUUAACAUCGCAGAUGGAGGAUUCACAGAAUUACACACGCUAUGGCAGAACGAGGAACGCGCAGCUGUGUCAUCUGGCAAAAUGUACGACAUCUGGCACCGUCGCCAUGACUACUGGCUGCUAGCUGGCAUCGUAACACAUGGCUAUGCCCGCUGGCAGGACAUUCAGAACGACCCACGGUACACCAUCCUCAAUGAGCCUUUCAAGACUGAAAUGCACAAAGGGAACUACUUAGAAAUGAAGAAUAAAUUUCUUGCCAGACGUUUUAAGCUCCUGGAACAGGCUUUGGUAAUUGAGGAGCAGCUUCGGCGCGCGGCAUACCUGAAUAUGACUCAGGAUCCCAGUCACCCCACCAUGGCCCUCAACACACGUUUCACAGAGGUGGAGUGCCUGGCUGAGUCCCAUCAGCACCUCUCCAAAGAGUCACUGGCUGGUAACAAGCCAGCCAAUGCUGUGCUGCACAAAGUGUUGAAUCAGCUGGAAGAGCUGUUAAGCGAUAUGAAGGCUGAUGUGACGCGGUUGCCCUCCAUGCUUUCGCGGGUCCCACCCGUGUCCGCCCGGCUCCAGAUGUCAGAGCGGGGCAUCCUCAGCAGACUCACCAGCCGGGGCAACGAGCCGCCACCUCAGCAGCCUUUCCUUCAGGGCUCUUUCGGCUGUUCUCAGAUGUAUAAUAGCGGUUUCGCCGGAGGGUUCCGUGGACCUGGAGGCACUACGAUGGUGAACUACAGCCAGAUGCCCCUGGGGCCGUACGUCAGCGUGUCCUCAAACGGACCUCCGACCCCAACCAGCCACCUAGAGAAGAAGUCCAGUGAUGCUCUGCGAGAUGUGGCCACACCUGAUUUGAAAUCAGGCAAACCUAGCGAUGUUAUAUGCAUUGAGGACUAGCACGCAGCCAUUCCGUACUCUU
Messenger RNA from Sinocyclocheilus grahami, 6264 nucleotides. RefSeq names its product chromodomain-helicase-DNA-binding protein 5-like. Gene Ontology annotation, biological process: chromatin remodeling. The transcript has 39 exons. The record is from RefSeq and is a predicted model, not a curated record. Gene Ontology annotation, molecular function: chromatin binding; histone binding; DNA binding. Lineage: Eukaryota; Metazoa; Chordata; Actinopteri; Cypriniformes; Cyprinidae. Gene Ontology annotation, cellular component: nucleus; chromatin; NuRD complex.